CCGAAGCUCGCACUACAACAAGCCUCACUGCCGUCUGCUCCCUCUACCACCACUCCCAGCUCCCCACCGAAACUCUAGGGUUUCCCAACCACCCCCGCAACCGCAAACCCCCACCCAGCCACGACUCGAUCCGAAAACCACCACCCCACCACCACCGGCGAUGUCGACGGCGGCGGCGCAGGGCGGCGAGAAGCCGGCGCUCAGGAAGCCGGUGUUCGUCAAGGUGGACCAGCUCAAGCCGGGCACCAACGGCCACACCCUCAUCGUCAAGGUCGUCAGCGCCAACCCCGUCCCUGGCCGCGUGCGCACUGGUGCGCCCGCCUCCUCCUCCGCCCGCGCCCCCCGCAUCGCGGAGUGCCUCGUGGGCGACGAGACCGGCUCCAUCAUCUUUACUGCCCGCAACGACCAAGAUUAUAUUUUGGAACGGAGGCAGUACAUUUCAGAUGCCAAAACAGCAGAAAGGGAAAGCGCCUUUCUGUGUACAAGGCACUACAAUUUCCCAGCGUUGCGAAUCAGAUUACAAGUUCCUGGUGAACGUUUCCUGCACGACCUGAGACAACCGCCAGGCCCGUUGCCACAAAAUGCGGCGAUCAGUAUCUGCCCACGCAGGCCUCCAGAAGCUCUGGUGCAUAGCGGACGGCUAAAGCGUGCUGAGAAUGUCAAGAGAGGUUGGGGUAGACCGAACCUGACAUGGGAGGAGUCCGUAAAGAGAGAUUUGAAGGAUUGGAGUAUCACGAAAGAACUGGACAGGGGUGCGUGGAAGCUUGCUAGCCAUGUGCCAAAACCAUGAGUUGGUCGCGAGAUCUUAUGGGUUUCACCUCUAGCCCGCCCCAACUUGUUUGGGACUAAAGGCUUUGUUGUUGUUUAUUGUUUGUUUGUUGGCCUGUACAGAAAAUUUAUUAGGUUUCAUUCUGAAGUAAUUAUGAAAACUAAAUAGCAAAAAUAACUGAUGGAUAGUUAAUUAAAAAAGGCUGCAUGCCAAACAAAAGUAGUUCACUACCAUUACCUGCCAUUCUACAGUUCUGCUGGCCAGUGGCCAUCUGCGCAGUUGGAUUGACUUGGACCUUAUAUUGUUUUCCCAAUUUCCGAAACAGCACAACACUCUUUUCCAAUCUUGUAUUGUGCUAUUGUUUAUUUGAAUCCAAGUGAGGGUACUAUAUUUCUAUAUGUGCAGGUGGUGCAUUCUUUUUCAGUGUCCACUUGAGCUAUUAUUUCACCAUAUAUGCAUGAAGUGCAUCUGACAAUAUUUUUGAUACUAGAUCUUCCUUUGUCUCCAUGUCUUCAACUGGAAACAACAGUCUGUCAUACCAUAUUGAUAGUACAAAUUUCUUUUUCCUUUAAUGUCAUGCAUCACAGAGAAAAGCAUCCUAAUAGCUUCACUUCUUUCAUCUGUUAAUUAUAAAUUGCAUGGUGAACUUACAACCCAGUGGCUAUUAUAAGCAGCAGUAGGACUACCACCUUUUGAUGUUAUGCAUGCUAGGAAUCCUGUUUCAGUCAUUUUCAGAUCUUAUACAUCUUCUUAGUUGCUCAUGGUCAUUGAAGAGUAUAGGGGAUGGGGUCAUGAUUCCUACUCUAUUUCAUGAUGAUGCAUGUACUAUGGACUGAUGGUAUGCUCUUCCUGUGCAGUUGACCUGUUGAAGGCUGGUGCUACAGCCAUCUUGCGCAAUGC
Molecule: messenger RNA, 1669 nt
Organism: Triticum urartu
Lineage: Eukaryota; Viridiplantae; Streptophyta; Magnoliopsida; Poales; Poaceae
Source: RefSeq, a predicted model, not a curated record